Zootermopsis nevadensis is the source of this 1389-nucleotide messenger RNA. RefSeq names its product ganglioside induced differentiation associated protein 1 (gene Gdap1). Gene Ontology annotation, cellular component: mitochondrial outer membrane. The record is from RefSeq and is a predicted model, not a curated record. Gene Ontology annotation, biological process: mitochondrial fusion; mitochondrial fission. NCBI's taxonomy places the organism in Eukaryota, Metazoa, Arthropoda, Insecta, Blattodea, Termopsidae.
GUCAGGCAUCAGGUGAAUCGUAAACUCUUUAAACAUGGCCGCGUCCGCAGAAAAGGAAGAGGUUGGACGCAGCUCUAAUGAUAAUGGGAAAGGGAACGGGCUUCUGUUAUAUCACCAUCAUUAUUCCUUUUAUUCUCAAAAGGUUAUCAUGGCUCUCCAUGAAAAGAAGUUACCAUUUAAGGAACACAUCAUUAACCUGACAAAAGGGGAGCAGUACCAACCAUGGUUCCUGCGUAUCAAUCCUCGGGGUGAAGUUCCUGUUCUUAAGGAUGGUGUUAAGGUCAUUCCAGAUUCGGGCAGAAUAUUAGACUACCUCGAAGACAAUUUCAGCAAUGGCGAUACUCCUAGAUUAAUGCCACUGGACCAGGGUCCAGAAAUACGCCAGAAAGUUCUCCAGUUCCGUACAGUUAUUGACCAUAUACCUGCAGGAACUGUAACUAUGGGAUCAUUUUUUCAUCCAGAAUUUUGUCAGAAUCCUAAACAACCAUUCAUUCAACCUGUAAGAAAAUCUUUAAUGGCUGCAGAGAACAACAGUGCCAAUAUCUUACGAAUGCAUGCAGAGAGAAAUCCUGACAUUCAGGAGAUCCUGCUUCAGAAAGCAAAGUUCCAGGAAACUAAGCAUGUAUCAGUAACAGAUAAAGAGGAGUUCAAGAAGAUUCUCAACCAAGUUGACUUGGUGUUGAGUGAAGUGGAGAAAGAGCUUGAAUCACAUAAAGAAGAUCAAAAAAAUUGGUGGUUGUGCAGUGAUCGUUUCACAGUUGCUGACAUAGGACUGGCAAUCUUGCUGGACCGUCUGAAUCGCCUUGGAUUGGAGCGAUACUUCUGGGAAGAUGGCAAGAAACCACAUAUAUCACAAUAUUAUCACAGAGUUCAGCAACGAGAUUCUUAUAAAAAGACAAUCCCAUCAUCUCUGUCGCUUGUCAAGAUGUUUAUUCAGACACAGUCCCCACUUAUUGUAGGAGUGGCCACAGCUGUAACCGUCAUCAUUGGUGGUAUAUUCUACUAUAGAAAAAAUAAGUGAAUGAACAAUGUGAUCAAGGAUACUUACAUCCAGUGAAAUUCCACUGUUAUGUGGUGAGCAUGUUCUAUUCAUCAUAUACAGUAUAUGUUUAUAUUUUUAACAUAUUCCAGUAUUAAUGAAUAUAGAUAAAUUAAAUGCUGUUUUUGCUCAUUUUAGUAUAUGGUUGCCAACUUUACACAUUGUUACUUUGUACAGACUGGGAUACUGGAAUACUAGACAGUGAACAAAGUACAGAAAUGCUGUAAUACUACUUGUAACACAUCAUUAGUAGAACCCUUUAGAAUUGAUAAAAGUACCAUGUUCUUCUGGAAGUGUGAACUUAGUCGCUAUAGUAACAGAAUUAAAUAUUAUAUGAGUACCACAUCUAA